Messenger RNA from Mytilus trossulus (common blue mussel), 6783 nucleotides. RefSeq lists its product as uncharacterized. The coding region runs from base 64 to 3807 and encodes 1247 amino acids. Gene Ontology annotation, cellular component: nucleus; cytoplasm. Lineage: Eukaryota; Metazoa; Mollusca; Bivalvia; Mytilida; Mytilidae. The transcript has 15 exons. Gene Ontology annotation, molecular function: NAD+-protein mono-ADP-ribosyltransferase activity; NAD+ poly-ADP-ribosyltransferase activity; transcription corepressor activity. The record is from RefSeq and is a predicted model, not a curated record. Gene Ontology annotation, biological process: protein poly-ADP-ribosylation; negative regulation of gene expression.
UGUAUUUCUACUUUCGCUAUCAUUUCCAAGUAUGUAAAGUACGACGAACAGAUACUUACGGAAAUGGCAACUAGAGGUUCCAAUAGUCCUGCUGUCAAUAUUCUUACCAUACAAUUCCUAGAGGACGAAAAGGACAGAUUUCUUUUCAGGUACGUACUGGAAACAAAUUUUGAAGAGGCAAAAAAGGAACUGGAAAGAUACCAAAUUUCUCUUUAUCGACUUAAUCACGGAAAUGACGAAACGAUAUACAUUGCAAAACCAGAGCCCAUGAAUGAUGACAGCGCUUGGAAAUCAGUACUCUACGGGGUUUUGGUGGGGUUCACACACGGUUGUAAAACAGUUAAAAAGCAAUAUCCGGAAGCUUAUUACAAAACAUAUCUUUCUUCAAAUGAAAUAAAAGUUUACCAUGCAGCAAAUAAGGAUUUUAUUUGGAUCAUAGGAAAGAAAGAAGAAGUCAAUAAAGUUUGCCUAGAAAUUGAACAGAAAAUUCACCAAACAACAACGGGGACGUCGGCGGUACAGAUAGAACCAAAGACAUACUUAUCUUGCUCCUCGGGAAACAUAGCUAUGGCCCAAAUUCCUUUAUCACAAGAAGAACAAGCAUUGCUUUAUUUACACGGCAUGCUUGAUAGUGCAGUUUUCAAAAAUGAUCAUAUUAUCGUUGAUAAGUAUGACAAACGCUUUGCAAUUUCUAUUCAACUGGACGAUGUAAAUGCAAGUGAAAAGAUGCAGUUAGAGAGCGACAUUAAGCAGGUGAUUGCAAACAAGAGAUCAGAAUUAUUUUCAUCAGAGGUCAGUUUUACUGCUGAAGAAUUAGUAUUUCUUGACAGAGAACAUGUUUUUGGAUUUGUUAAUAAUCGUCUCAACUUGACAUGCUGUCACCACAAUCAGCGAACGUAUAUAACAUGUGCAUGGUACAUAGGCAAAUGUACUGUGAAAAUGUAUUCCAAUUCGGAAAACAACCUUCAUAAGAGCUGUGAAAUUAUCAGGAAAGCAAUCAUAACAGACUCGUUAUCCAUACCAGAAAACUGCCUUUCUUCCCCUAAGGUCAAACAAAUAAUAGCUGACUUACUUUCAAAAUACGGACAGAAGAUAGACGUACAUCUAGAUUUUUCAACAUCAAUGCUACGUUGGUUAUAUACACAAGAUAUGCAGUUUAAAACGAAUAUCUUGGAAAACUUACUCGUUACAAGAAAUUUCGAUUUCUCUGAAAGAAAAAAAUACGAGCUCUGCAAGCCUUUAUUCACAGUGUUCCAGGGAAGAAUUCAAAAUUGGUUUUGCGUCAUCUUGAUCGAAGGCAAAUCAGAAAUUUAUCCUUAUCGUUGGAUUAUAAAAGGUCUCCACAUAGAUGUUCCCGCAGCUAUUGCAACGCUUUCAACAUUAGUACAAAAAGCACACAAUAAAGAGAAGACAUAUCAAACUGACGACAAUGUAAACACUAUACAAAAAUAUGUUAAUAUUUUGAGGAAUAAUUCAUCAUGCAGUGUGACGACAGAAGACGUAAAAUCACAUCUGAUAGGAAACGCCUUAGACCUUAGAAGAGAUGUACUUUGUCACGAAUGGAAACUUUUGAACGGUAACUUUAUCAAAAUAAUAAACUCAGAAGAUGAAAGUUGGGUGUCCAAACAGUCUGCUGUAUUUAAAAUCAUAGUCAAAGACAAAACAUCAUCGUGUGACUGCGUUUAUCAACCAGAAGGUUCUGCUAUUAAAUUAUAUAUACCUGAAUGGACAAGUAACGGAAAAGCAAAACAUACGGUUUACUCUCUCUUAGACAGCUUUUAUAAGGGAAUUUCAUCGGAAAAAACAAAGACGGACAUUUCUCAUGUACUGUUCUUAAGUGAACUUACCAAGCAAGGAUGGCCUUUGGUGAAGUUCUUGAAAGUAUUUCUGUGCGCUUUGAAUAAAAACGGUGUGUCAUCUCCAGUUAUCAUCCUCGAGUCUAAGCGAGAGAUUUUUGAAACAGUUUCCGACAUUCUUCAGAAGUUUGCCAUUCACGCAAGUCGUCCACCACGAAUACAAGUUACUGUUAAAACUGGUGAAUUGGCAAAACUGAAGUAUGAUGCAAUUGUUAACAGUACACAAUCAAAUCUGAAACUCAAUUGUGGAUCAUUGUCCAAGUCAAUAUUUCUCGCAGCAGGUAACGAAAUCCAAAGUGAAUGUUCAACAAUUAUGCAGGAGCGUAAACAAAAACGAGUUCUUUCAACAGAAGUAGUUGUUUCAAAAGGACACAACUUAGCAUGUAAAAAUGUUUUCCACGGUGCACUCGAUUCAUGGGAAAAACAGACAUUACCUGAGUUCGUCUACGGUUGCCUUCGUGAAGCAGAUAUAAGAGCGUUAUCAUCAAUAGGCUUCCCAUCUCUUGGAAGCGGAAAUAAAAAGUAUCCACCCGAAGAAGUUGCUAAUAUUAUGUUCCAAACUGUACAAAAGUAUGACAUCGAAAGAGAUAAAGAGGAUCUAAAUGAAGUGGAUUUUAUCAUUUACGAAAAAGACCAACGAGUAUUACAGGCUUUCCGAACUGCAGAAGACAAACGCAAAUCAGGAUAUGUCAAAGUAGAAAAGAAAGAAAAAUGCCCGAAUCCUCACACUGUUAAAGUUAUUAUAAUAGGAGAGAAUGAAGCUACAGUCAAUCACAUAUUCACUUGGUUUGAGGAAAACUUGAAGGCUAACACUAUGAUGAAGGCAUACAAAGAGGAGGAACAAACGAAUUGGCAAAAUCAAAAUGUUGUAAAAGCUUCCACUACCAUAUCAAAACAGAGUAAAGCUUGUAGUAUGUCUGUUGAUGUAGGAACUAGUCAGACAGGAGAAAGUCCGUUUCAGGAGGGAUAUUCAGGGAAAGAAAAAGAACCAAUAUCAAUGCCUCAAUUGCAAGAAGGAUCUAAAACCAAUACAACCGGCUAUCAAACCUUAGCACCGGCACCUGCAACUUUUAAACAUGAUAUCGACAGAAAGGAAAAUAUCAAAAUAGCAGCCCAAAAGAAACAAAGGUCAACUUUUAAUAGUCAGCAAUGUUCUUCAAUGACGGAUAUGUCAAAAGACCAGAAUACAGAAAAGUAUACGAAAACAGAUGAAAACAAGUAUACAUUUACUUCUUUUGUAAAUUCAUUACUGACAGAACCAAAUUCUAAUAACGCUGCAAAACACAGCGACCUGGAUCCAUUACAUUCACUGAGAAAUGCUACUCCAUCAAAUGAGAACGGUAUCAGGCCACCUGCACACUGGUCCGAUUUGGGAAAUGAUAAUGUUCUUAAAAUUAAAAUUGAUCCCAAUCAGGAUGUCAGUCAACAAAGGGAAUGGGAAAAUGUACAGAAAAAAAUGAAAUCAACACUACCAAAUGCUAGAAUAAUUUCAAUUCAAAGACUGCAAAAUAUUUUUAUGUGGGAACAUUAUUACCUGAAGAAAAAACAAUUAGAAACUGCUUAUGGGAAGGAUUGUUCUAAUGAGCUUACUCUGUUUCAUGGUACUACUCCAGACAGUUUAGACAUGAUCACGGAACAGAAUCUGGACCCUCGUCUAGCUGGAAGUCGUAAGGGUUCACGUUUAGGACGAGGUGCAUAUUUUGCUGUCUCUGCAGAGUACUCUGAUCAGUACGCAAAGUCCGACAGUAAGGGACAUAAGUUUAUGUUCAUGGUAAAUGUAUUGACCGGCAAAUCUUGCAUAGGAAAAGCAGAGUAUCAAAGACCACCAACGAAUCCAGAUAUAAAACACAGAUUAUUUGACAGCUGUGUUGACAAAAUUCUUAGUCCGAAAAUAUACUGUAUCUUUCACGAUUCUCAGUACUACCUUGAAUACCUUAUAGAGUAUACAUAAGCACACAUUUGUAUUUCAAAUUUGAAAUGUCUUUUUUUUUUUCUCUUUUAACAAACUUUAUGUACAAGUAUACCAAAAAAGUUCAAUUAAUUUGUAAAAAAAGACCAGCAAUGCGAUAAUAAAUGAUUUUUUUGUUCCACAAUAAUUGCAUAUUUAAAAAAUGAGAUUUUAUACCGAGUAUUCAUUCUAGUGUCGUUUGGUUAUUUUUUUUAAGUCUUACAUGUAAGUGAAAUAAAUAACUUACAUGAAGAUUAUAUUUUGGGUUAAAUUUGAUGAACUUUCCGCGAAAUUACAAACAUUUUUGUUAAUAGUUAAUUUUUAGUGUAGUGGUUUUAAUUUGCUUUCGUUGAACUUUCAAGCAAGAAAAUUAUUGUGCUGUAAAAUACCUUUUUAAUGACUGAAGAAAUAUAUAGCAUUCAAAGCUGGAAUCAAACAUCAAUAUUUUUUCGAAUGAUUAUAACUCAUUUAGGACUACUAUAGUAAAAUUGAUGUAAUGAGUCAUAUUCUCAAUUUUCUUUUUGACUCUCGUUUUCAUAUCUAUACAUAUGUCAUACGACCAGAAAAUAAAGUAAAAUUAAUAAGCACUUUUUCGCAAUUUAAAAAUAAGGAGAUGUUGAAUGAUCCUCAAAGAUACUUCACUUCACCAGAGAACAAAAUAUGUUAUAGAUUUAAUGUACACCAAUUCGUUUCACUUCACAAUCUCACAAAACAUUGACAUGUUUUAGAACUAUUAAAAUUUGUUUACUUCAAGUUCCAUAUGAGCUUGUUUGUUAGUGUUGCGGUCAACUGUUUGCAUUUAGACAUUAAGUUUUCAUUUAAAAUAAAUCAUAUUGUUAAUCCAGCUAAUGGAUGAAGCUGUAGCAAGUCAUCAAUGUCAAUAGUGUACUAUCAAAUUUAUCAGGUUUGAGUAAUGUUACAUUAUCUUUUUAUACGAAAAAAUAAUUAUAAAAUUGAGAAUGGAAAUGGGGAAUGUGUCAAAGAGACAACAACCCGACCAAAUAAAAAAACAACAGCAGAAGGUCACCAACAGGUCUUCAAUGUAGCGAGAUAUUCCCGCACCCGGAGGCGUCCUUAAGCUGGCCCCUAAACAAAUAUUCACUAGUUCAGUGAUAAUGAACGCCAUACUAAUUUCCAAAUUGUACACAAGAAACUAAAAUUAAAAUAAUACAAGACUAACAAAAGCCAGAGGCUCCUGCCUUGGGACAGGCGCAAAAAUGCGGCGGGGUUAAACAUGUUUUUGAGAUCUCAACCCUCCCCUAUACCUCUAACCAAUGUAGAAAUGUAAACGCAUAACAAUACGCACAUUAAAAUUCAGUUCAAGAGAAGUCCGAGUCUGAUGUCAGAAGAUGUAACCAAAGAAAAUAACACAAUGACAAUAAUACAUAAAUAACAACAGACUACUAGCAGUUAACUGACAUGCCAGCUCCAGACUUCAAUUAAACUGACUGAAAGAUUAUGAUUUCAUCAUAUGAACAUCAGGCACAAUCCUUCCCGUUAGGGGUUUAGUAUCAUACCAUCAUAACAUAUAUGAGAAGAACAUAACCCGUGUCAUGCCAACAACUUUUUUUAGAAUAAAUGUGUUUAGUUCCGACGCAAAGACCUUAUCAGUGACUCAAUAUUAACGCCAAAAUAUGCAAUCUUUAAUGACUUGACAACAGUAUCGUAAUUAUAUCCCUUUUUAAUAAGUCUAUUCAAAGGUUUUGUAAGUUUCUGAGGUGAAUACUAACACCUUUGUGCUUUAUAAAGAAUAUUUCCAGAAAAAUUGGAUGUGAAAUACCUGAACGUAUAAGAAGUCUGCAUGUUGAGCUAUAUUUACGAAUGAUGUCUUUAUACCGAUGAUAAAAUUUAGUAAAUGUUUUGACUAGUUUGUGAUAUCGAAAACCCUGGUGUAAUAAUUUUUUCAGUAAUACAUAAAUUUCUCUCGUUAAAAUCUAAAACAUUGUUACAUACACGAGCGAAUCGUACAAGUUGAGAUAUAUAAACACCGUAUGUGUACAAAAACUUUUAUUUUACUGAUUAUCAAUGUAUUUGUUACGCGUCACUGAUUUUGUUAACUUAUUUAAUCGAAUAGUCUACAAAGAUCAAAAACUUGAGAGUAUCUGUAUAACAUUUGCUCUAUAUACGAAAUAUUUAAUUUUCUAUUAUGAUCCGUAUUUAUCCAAUUUAGGUUUUGGUAUCGGUCAAAUAUUUAUCUUUUUUUUGGGGGGGGGGAUUUGUUUCAAAAUUAAAAGGUACCAAGUAUAAUCAUUGUAUCUGGUUUUUACCUCCAAAUUGUGGUCUUGCGUGGUUAUAUUCAUAUAAAAUAGACUAAUUUAAUUCAGUAUUUUCUAGUGGAGAUAAAAAAUAAAAUAAAGGCAAUAAUAUUUCUCCACUGUAUAAAGUAUUUGCUAAAAAAUUUUUUUUUAUCUUUAUCUUGUCAAACUAUAAACUAUUACAUGAGAUACACUCUGCAAACCACUCAUUCCGAGCAGCCAUUACAAAAUUGGUUAUAUACCUGGCUUAAACCUAUUGAAGACGACAAUUUUGUAGGAACAGUAUUUCUAAAUCUGAAAAAGCAAAAAGCAUCAUAUCAGUCUUUUUCAUAUACAAAGCCUUAGAUCAUUCAGUGAAAUUGUUCAAGUCCUACCUCUAUUAUAGACAAACAGAAACAUGUGGUUGGGUAAUAAAGCUUCAGAAUCUGAUUGUAUUAAAUAAGGCAAGCCUCAAUGGUCCACUGUAUGUCCUACCAUUCAUAAAUGAUAAUCUUUAGAGGCCCCAAAUUCAUAUAUGCUAAUGAUUCAAACCUCCAUAUUCGUGGAAUAUAUAAUUUCAAAAGGGAAAGAUGAAGAAAAGUACAGAAGCGUAUUAGGGACAAAGUAAAAAAAAAUUGACAUGGAAUUUGUGUUCAAAGUUAACAUUCAUUGUUUUAUUAGAAAACAUAUUUUGUUUCUGUAUUUUAACUUUUUAUGUAGUAAAUAUUUUUAAAUAUGUGAGCCA